AUGGCGGUCCCAGAGUAUCGCGAUGAAGUCUUGAUCAUACUUUCGAGCGUGAACCCCCCUCCGAACUUUGCGUUCAAAAAACGUCACAUUUUCCUCAGCAAGAAAAGCCCUACGAUUCAAAUCGGCAGAACAAGUAAGAGGAAGACGUCUCUUGAAGCAGGCAAGUCCAACGCAUGGUUCGACUCGGCAGUCAUGUCCCGCAAGCAUGCCCUUCUUACAUUCGACCCCGAAACCCAAAAAGUCUAUAUCAAGGACACAGACUCUCUCCACGGUACAUAUAAGAACGACGUCCGCCUCAACAUAAACGAGGACACAGAAAUUUCGACCGGAGACAAAAUCAUGCUUGGCACUUCUAUUGACAGAGGCAUGGAGAAAUACCCACCCACAACAAUCGAGGCCACUCUUAGGUUCGGCCCUUUGAGCCCUGAAACCCGCGGAAACUCUUUCCGGGUACCCGACGACACUGACUGCGAAGACAUCAGCAGUGACGAGGAUCAGGUACAAAACAGCUGCGAGAUGCUUUACGCGAGACAGUUCCGCCCUGCCCAUAGAACAUCAGCACUGAACAAUGCUCCGAUCGACUUGACGGGUGACGAAGACCGAUCUUUACCCUCCAACCUGUGCGUUGAUGCACCUCGGCUUCAGCCUGUAUUGACACUUCCAAGACUGGAAAAGCAUCUCUCCCAGCCAGAGCAUCUAUCUCAGCCGGUCUCUGACGAUGACGGCAUAAUCCUUUAUGACUAUUCAGAGGAUGAAGAUGAGGAGAUGGGAGAAGACCCUCAAGUGGAUCAGUCUGCAUUUAAGGAGACAGACAAUGUCUUCUCAGUGCCUCACUCUGAUUCUUCAUCUGUUAGUGACGUUGAAGAUAACCGAGAUUCUGCGUCGGUAGAUGAUGGCUUUGACGAGCACGAUGAGUUUGAAGAAGAAGAGGACCUUGCCGAUUUCACCCCUUCAGUGAACAAUGACGAAAAAGUAACCGGCGAUAACCCAGCACAAGCCUCGAGUGCAAACAACGAUACUCCUAAACAGCAAAAGAUCAAUGUCAUUGAAGACCAAACUACAAAUGUCUUCAGCCCGCCCGACUUUUCCCACAGGGCUGCACCUGGCAAAGCUUCCUUCAACAGGAUGGACGAGCUUUAUCCUCUGUCUCCUAUGCCAAAUACCGCUCCCGCUUCCUCUCAGAUGCUGCCUUCAAUCUCCGAUUGGGCUAACAAGUCGUUCACCUUUGAAUCCUACCCACCUAAAGUUGCAGUCGAGGCUAUGGCCAGAAAGACAGGCAAACCCGAGUUCUUUGAGGCAAGGGAAAUCAACAAGGCUAAUGUCGGAAUCAAUUAUGGACCAUGGUCACCCCCCUUGGAUCACUUCCCAACUGCUGCUCCUUGCCACAUGCAAUCGCUGAAAGCCACUGAUCGACUCACUCAGAUCCCACAGAUCCCACAGAUCGACCGAGUUGAUCAAUUGUCACUUUCUGAUUUGACAGCUUCGGGCGCUCGAUUCAUUAACUCCCCUGAAGGUCCUUUCCACCAAGUUAAGCCAGAGAUCACCACUCAAGAGCCCGUUUUGGAUGAGACGUCUGCAUUUAGCUUUGAGCAGAGUAAGAAGCCUUGUGAUGUUGACGGGCCCAUCGCCGAUGCGUUGGCCGAGGCGUUGGCUCCCCAGAAGAAACACCAGGAAGAUGUCACUCUGGAAGGUGAAGCGCAAAUACUCACCGCAGCAGAGAACAAAGACGAAGCAGCUAAGGAAACAAAGGAGCUUUCUGAAACUCCCAACUCCUCAAAGAGAAAUGCUGAGGAAAUCUCUGAGCUCACUGCCGAGGAAGAGAUUAUCGAGUCUGACGAACCCCUGAUCCCUCAACAGGCCACAUGCCGACCAUCCAAACGAACCGCAGGUUCUAUCCGUCGGGAGGAACAUGCGGCAGUCGCACCUCCACCACCCAAGCGUCUUCGCCGCAUGGCCGAAGUCGUGGGAUACGCUACGCUUGGUGGUUUUGCUGUCAUGUCAGCACUCAUUGCCACAGCGCCUGCCCUUUAA
Fusarium venenatum is the source of this 2031-nucleotide messenger RNA. The record is from RefSeq and is a predicted model, not a curated record. NCBI's taxonomy places the organism in Eukaryota, Fungi, Ascomycota, Sordariomycetes, Hypocreales, Nectriaceae.